GCACGCGUGUGCGUGUGUCGCGCACAGCAGUGUAUACACUGUGUAUACGCGACGGCGAAGGUGAAAAUGUUGGCAAAGACCGCGGCGCGCUGACAUAGGUGACACGACGGAGUGGGACGCGUCUCGUGGACACAUAGUGAAAGCGCAACGACGACGGCGACGACGACGACGACGACGACGACGACGACGACGGCGACGGCGGCGAGAACGACGACGACGAAGCGGACGAUCCUGCGGCGAUCACUAUAGCAGUAGGCGAGGAGCAGGGAAGCGCGGGAGCGCGCAGCGACCGCGGUGUUCAUCGUUGAGGCGCCGCGUUUCGCGUACGAGCGCGCAUCGUCGCUCGGCACGUUCGCCAGUGCGGCGCGUAUACUCCGGUUUGCUCGCGCUCCUUCACGCCGACGGUUAUCUUGCGCACACACGCGCGCGCGAGCGCGCGUGCUCACACACACACACACACACACACACACUCUCUCUCUUUCUCCGUCUGUCUUGAAGCGCCCGAGGACGAUCAGCUGUUGUGGGUGUUCCGUACGUCGUGUGUCCAUCAGCGAUCGGACAUGCCCGUCCCGCGGGCUAGAUACCGCGACACGAAACACUAAAUGUAACGUCAAACAAACGGUGUGCAGCAGGUGCGAGAAAGGUCGAGUUACGACAUCGUCGGAGACGAUGAGGCGGCGGUUCGACGACGGUGCCGUUUCAGCAGCUUAACGCGCAGGGCACGUUGGAGCAUGUGCGGGAGGUGACGGAGGCUCGGUACGACGACGGGGAUUAUGACGAGCGGCGCGUGGGUCCAUCGACGUCCGCGCAGCUACACCGGGGUGAACCGUGCGUGUUUGCCAUGUACAUAUGAUUAUCCGGGUUCAUGCGUUCCCUUACUGCCAGCGGCGAGCGAACAGCGACGGCGACGACGGGCGCGGAAGGGAGCAGCACCAGCACCUCGCCGCGGGGGGAACGGCGUACGCGGGCCUCCUCGUCGUCCGUAACCGGCAGCGACGUCCAGGGGAUGCCUAGCCUACACUCGCUCGUCUUACGACGGGCACCACUGAUGGACAUGGGUGCCGCCACCAGUUCGGUCACCGCCGUCAAUCCACCCGCCAAGAUCACCAGCCAGAAGAAGAUCGACAAGGCGUCCAAGAUCAGCAGCGGCAUCCGGCUGCCCCUGAUACGCAAGGAGGCCAGCGUGGUGAAUCUCUCCUUGACGGAGAGAACGGCGCCGGGCGGCAGGGAGGCGGACGCGCCUCUCCUGCGUCCUGAGAGCAGCGCGAGCCUCGAGGCACGUGGCGGCAGCUGGAUGAACCUGGGCCCAGGCGCGUUGAGGAAGUGCGAGACGGCCGUGGGACUGAGCACCUCCGCUCUCGAGGGGAGACCCAUAAAUCGCAGCAGAGUCUGCUCCCGUUGCUCCAGCCUCUUGUCCCUGGCGUCCAGCUCGCGCUACAGCCUGGCCGCUGGCAACUUUGUUCCUGCGGGCUCGCAGCAGACAAUCGGACGGAUAUUUUGUAAGCUGUGUCUCGUCGACACUUCUCUCUCCAAAACAUUUAAGAUUGAGGGAUGCGGUUGUUCCUAUUGUAAAGAUUGUAUGCGUGCCUACGUAGAGUUUGAGAUUGAGGAAGGCGCGUAUGAAAUUAGUUGUCCUGAUGCUCAGUGUGAUCAUGGCGCCAUACUAUCCUUGAAAGAGAUAUCAAGUCUUGUCAACACGGAACUCGUGGAGAAACACUGCAAGUUUCGUUUAAAUAGAGAUGUGUCAAUGGACAAAGGACGUGCGUGGUGUCCACGAGCGGGUUGUGAAACAAUAUGUUCGAUAAACGGCAAGAGUGAGAGCGGCACUCCUUUAGGUCCUGUUCACUGUCCCAACUGCUCCACAAAUUUCUGUUCAGUAUGUCGUGAGCCUUGGCACAACGGGGCCUGUUCAGAUCUUCCAUUAGGAAUACCGUUCGGUAGCGAUCACAUUAAGUGUUGUCCUAUGUGUUCCGUGCCGAUAGAAAAGGACGAAGGUUGUGCUCAAAUGAUGUGCAAAAGAUGUAAACACGUGUUUUGCUGGUACUGCUUAGCAUCCUUAGAUGACGACUUUCUGUUGCGACAUUACGACAAGGGACCAUGUAAGAAUAAAUUGGGCCACUCACGUGCGUCCGUGAUAUGGCAUCGAACGCAAGUUAUCGGAAUCUUCGCUGGUUUUGGCAUACUUCUACUUGUCGCAUCGCCCUUGCUGUUAUUAGCGGCACCUUGCAUCGUAUGCUGUAAAUGUCGCGUCUGCGGCUCUUCCAGACUUGAACAAGAGGAAGGCGACACGACAACAUAGGACCUUCCAAACUUUUUAAUAGAAUUCUCGCUUAAUUAUUUCUUUGAGCUAAAAUAUAAGCACUUUUCCUAGGCUUCCACACAUGGGAGACAAUAUAAUUGGCAACCUAUAUAGAUAUACAUUGCAUUUUGUUAAGUUUACGUUUUAUUUUAUUUUUUGCGUCUUACUAGAAGAUACAUAAUAUAAAAGGGCAGAAUGCAUAUCUCAGUCAAGAGAGGAGAGAGACAGAGCAUAUUGUGAUUAAUUAUAUAUUUAUGUUUUAGAUGUUUGGACAGAAUAAGAGAUGUUGUAAUUUGUAUAGUUAUAAUAUAUUUGUUCAGAUAUACAUUUAUUUUAUAUAGUCACUUAAUAAGUUUUAUAUGAUGAUUAAUUUU
Molecule: messenger RNA, 2673 nt
Organism: Temnothorax curvispinosus
Lineage: Eukaryota; Metazoa; Arthropoda; Insecta; Hymenoptera; Formicidae
Product: probable E3 ubiquitin-protein ligase RNF144A-B
Exons: 4
Coding region: 866-2299 (477 amino acids)
Biological process (GO): ubiquitin-dependent protein catabolic process; positive regulation of proteasomal ubiquitin-dependent protein catabolic process; protein polyubiquitination
Cellular component (GO): cytoplasm; ubiquitin ligase complex
Molecular function (GO): ubiquitin conjugating enzyme binding; zinc ion binding; ubiquitin protein ligase activity
Source: RefSeq, a predicted model, not a curated record